Exophiala oligosperma is the source of this 2860-nucleotide messenger RNA. RefSeq lists its product as uncharacterized. The coding region runs from base 568 to 2577 and encodes 669 amino acids. Gene Ontology annotation, cellular component: vacuolar membrane. NCBI's taxonomy places the organism in Eukaryota, Fungi, Ascomycota, Eurotiomycetes, Chaetothyriales, Herpotrichiellaceae. Gene Ontology annotation, biological process: amino acid transmembrane transport. The transcript has a single exon. The record is from RefSeq and is a predicted model, not a curated record. Gene Ontology annotation, molecular function: amino acid transmembrane transporter activity.
CAAAAAAAGAGGCUUAUCAUCAUUCCGCCACUAUCUAUGCGAAAUCUCUAGGCUCAUCCAGGCGUUGCAGAUAUUGUGGAGGCGCCUAUGGAGUCGGCUAAAGAUCAACAAACAGAGCCUAUCGCGUUCCUUUCCUGCCUGUGAAUGGCAUGCAUACCAUGGUUAUAAUCGGUUAAUGGUCUUGUCAACGUCUGGUACAGUGACGCUGUUCCGUUUCUCUUCCUCAGGUGCCUUUUCUUCUCGAGACUUCUUUCGUUUUGACAUUUCAGGUGGUUAUUUGUGCUUCAGUGUUCAUAUUCUUAUGCAGCAUUUCCCUCCAGGUGUCGAAGUUCCAGAAUGUGUUGAACAUCCGCUAUCUCGAACCCUCUGUUAUCUCUGCAGGAUUUGUCUAGCUACAAAUUGUCUCGAGGGUCGAUGUCAGGCGACACCGUAGAGUUUUGCCAGAGGAAAUCUCAAAGGUGUUGAUCAUCUCUUACGUUGAGAAUCUUUGAGGUCUUCUUUCUGUGCAUCUGGGAGUGCAGUAGAGUCUGCGUUUGCGAUUCUGACAAGAAAGAACAGGACGCGGACAUGAGCCAGCGAAGUAAACAAGCACCAACCAACUGGGCAGCCUACGAACGUGGAAGAGCGUCUUCUUUCGAUUCCCUCGACUCUGUACCCGAGAAUGCACAACAGACCAGCUUUUCCUCCAGUACCCCACCUCGACAUGAAUACCUCAGAGCUACCUCGGGCGAGGGUGAUGAUGAGGACGGGCCGCGGUUGAGGAGGAGAAAAUCCUCGUUGGGAAAGAAGUUCGACAGCCUGCGCCAGAUGGGUGGUCCGAAUAGCAUUGACAACUUUGCAAAAUCACUCCAAAGAGCUGCUGGGUUUCGAGAGAUAACACCUAUGAGAAGAAACUCGGUCACGAUUCCUGAUGGACAAGAUGAAGAAACAGGUUCUCCAAGCCAGAGUACCUCUGCUGCGCCAGACAGAUCUCUGUUGAGAAGGCAACUUCAAGACUACCACAUGUCGUCUGAAAACGAAUCCGCGGUACAAGAAGGCACCACGGAAGCACCAACUGAACAAUCGAGGCUCUUACCCAUGAAGAGUCAACAGUCUAUGAAAUCCACUUCUGGUUCAAUUUCUACAGACCUGAGGUUGCCAAGUGUGUUGGGCACGAGUUAUGGGAGUAUCUCCUCCCGGCUGACCGUCACCGCACGGCAGCGAGCCUCCAUUUUGAUCCAAGAGCAGGAAGAAGCAAGCAAACGGGCGCUGGAACAUCCCGAAGAGUUUAAAGAUGAGCCUCACCGGUUGCUGGAGAGAGAAAUACUCCCCGAUGGCGAAGUUGUCGAGCGGACUGUUGGCGAGUCUACCGUCCCCAUGACGGUUUUCAACUCGACCAAUGUUUUGAUCGGUGUCGGCAUCCUCGCACUCCCCUUGGGGAUCAGGUACUCUGGUUGGGUUCUUGGGUUGACCUUCCUCACCCUAGCUGCCCUCUCGACAUCCUACACGGCCAAGCUACUUGCGAAGUGCCUAGACACGAACUCGGCGUCGACCACAUAUGGAGACAUCGCCUUCCUUGCUCUGGGGUCUUGGGGCAGGAACUUUGUGGAGGCCUUGUUUAUCCUUGAGCUGACCGCCGCCAACGUAGCUCUGGUCAUCCUGUUUGGCGACAGCAUGAACUCGCUCUUUCCAGCCGUCGCCGUCACCGACUGGAAGAUCAUCAUCUCACUGGGUCUGAUACCUCUCAAUUUUGUCCCGUUCAAGUCCCUGAGCAUCACCAGUGUCAUUGGUAUCUUCUGUUGCUUUGGCAUCAUUGCCAUUGUCUUCGCGGAUGGGCUGAUCAAGCCUGAUGCUCCUGGCUCCUUACGGGAGGUUGCCAGAACCUAUGCCUUUCCCGAGAACUGGCGGACCGUACCUCUCAGUUUGGGUUUGUUCAUGGCCCCGUGGGGUGGACACAGCGUCUUCCCGGCAGUCUACAAAGACAUGCGUCACCCGCAAAAGUACGGACGUGCUUUGCGAUACACCUAUUUCUUCACCUAUGGACUCGACCUCACGAUGGCUGUGCUGGGUUACUUGAUGUUUGGCGACAGCGUACGAGACGAAGUCACCUCCAACAUCUUGCGCUCGACGUCGUACCCUCAAGCCCUCUCGGUCAUCAUCGUCGUUCUAAUCGCCAUCAUCCCCAUCACCAAGAUUCCGCUUUCGAAUCGUCCGAUGAUGGAUACCCUCAACAAAAAAUUCUACAUCGACCUGAGGCAGAUGGACGCCAAGGCACGAAUGCACAGCGAGAAGAGCUUGAAGCAUCGUGCCGCACGUGGAUCCAUCGGCAUCCUUGCCAACGUGCUGCAGCUUGGAAUCGCCAUCGGAAUCCCGGACUUUGACAGCAUCAUGGCUCUGAUGGGGUCUGCGUUGUGUUUUACGAUUUGUGUCAUCCUGCCCGUCAGCUUCUAUCUAAAGAUCUUUAGUACUGAAGAUUCGACGGUCGGCAAGGUUGAGAGGGUCCUCGGCUGGAUCCUGGUCGCAGUUUGCGUGGUUCUAGCUACAUUUGGGACCGUGUUUGCCAUUUUACCAAAAGAGAAGAUUGGGAUUUCCGGUUGAUGUUUUUGUAGCAGGUUGGUCUCUGAUGCUGCCGCCAUAUCCUUCUUGCACCACUUCGAUAAGAUGAUCGAAAUUCUGCCAUUUGCUCAUUUGACAUAUAUUUGAGCUGGUUACAUUAGCAACUGUGUUUGUGUGUGGUCAGGGGAGUUCAAAGAGCAUGUGUAUGACCUUGUGCCAUGUCAGAAGAGCAAUUGUUUGUCCUUUUUGGCGGCUGUAUAUAUAUCUAAUUUUAAUGUAUGCUGUCACAUAUUGACACAUUGACAAUUAACAGGUUUUGCCACCA